UUAGAACUAAAAAUAGCCCGAAGAAUUGCCCGAGUUAGAACGGCACAGUUUCGUUGUAUGACGUGAGGCAUCUGUACGUUAGUAUUAUAUGAUCUGUGGUAUUACAAAUAUGGUAACAUUAUUUUACAAGCAAAUAUCAGUAAAUUUUCUGACUUUUAUUAUUGUUUUUAAAUGCUAUAUGCUCAGUGCUAAGUAGUUAAUGCUAUAUGCAGCAAACUACAAUAAGUCACAUAAAAAAGAGUAAGUCAGUAAGGCAAAAAUCAUGUCAUGUAAUUAAUUUAUCAUGGUAACAUUCUUUUAAAUUAGUGUUGUGCCAAAAUUACAGGAGCUUUUGAUAAAAAAAAAAACAUCAAUUCAUAUACAUUAAGUUAUUGCACAAUGUAAGUGCUAUUUGACUCCAUACAAUAACAUGCUUAAACAUCUAUAACACCUAAAUAAUAUUUUGAAAAAUAAAUUGAAACAAAGGAAAAGUAACUUAUGCACUAAUAUUUUCCUUACAAAAACUUGACUUACAUAGAAUUAUUUACUAUUAAUCAGCAUUGCCCUGUUUCACAAUGUUUAUUGUCAUUCAGGCCUGUUUUGAUUCAGUCAUAUUUCAGACAUAAUAAGUACAUUAUGAAAAAUGUGUAGGUAUAUGAUGUAAAGUAAAUGUUUGAUUGACAAGGCAGAAAUUCUGCCUUGUCUAUCGUAUGGAUGUCAAACAUGGUCUCUUACGAAAGUUCAAGCCAAAAAAAUUCAAGUUUGUCAGAACAGUAUGGAGAGGAGCAUCCUAAAAGUUAGAAGAAAAGACAGAGUGAGACUGACCGAUAUAAGGAAAAAGACGAAGGUCAAAGACAUAACAGAACACAUAAGAAAAAUCAAAUGGCGUUGGACUGGACAUAUGAUGCGAGAAAAAAUUGAGAAAUGGACAAAAGACGUAACCGAGUGGUACCCCAGAUACGGAACAAGAAAGAGAGGAAGACCAAUUAAGAGAUGGGAAGAAGAGAUAAAAAAUACAGCAGGAAAUAUGUGGAGAAGGCUGGCGAGAGACAGGGAUAAGUGGAAAGAGCUGGAGGAGGCCUUUGUCAAAAGACAAAUGGACGAAGAGCAUAAUUAAACACAUCUUUAUUUCUUUUUUAAUAUUAUGUAUAAGCUAAAAAAAAAAAAAAAAAAAAAAAAAUUGUUACAAUAAGUCCAUAAUAAAGGCUAUAUCUAUCUAUCUAUCUAUCUAUCUAUCUAAAUGUUUGAUUAAAUUGGCCAUUUCUGUUAUUUUAGGUGCAAGGGUGCCUCUAAACAGAAGCUAAGAUGGCGGAGGUGGACCCAGAGACGCUGCUGGAAUGGCUGCUGACCGGGCAGGGCGACGAGCGCGACAUGCAGCUGAUCGCGCUCGAGCAACUGUGCAUGUUGCUGCUUAUGUCCGACAACGUCGACAGGUGCUUCGAGAGCUGUCCCCCACGAACCUUCUUGCCGGCCCUCUGCAAGAUAUUCCUCGAUGAAUGUGCUCCAGACAAUGUCUUGGAAGUCACUGCCAGGGCUAUCACAUACUAUCUGGAUGUUUCGGCUGAAUGUACGAGGCGCAUCGUAGCCAUCGAAGGAGCCGUCAAGGCUAUCUGCAGCCGCCUGCUCACUGUGGACCCUAACAACCGCACCAGCCGGGACUUGGCUGAACAAUGUAUCAAGGUAUUGGAGCUAGUGUGCACCCGUGAGGCGGGCGCGGUGUGGGAGGGCGGCGGUCUACCCGCGGUUCUGCACUUCAUCACCCACCAUGGAACUUCGGUGCACAAGGACACCCUGCACUCGGCUAUGGCGGUCGUUUCCAGAGUGUGCGGCAAGAUGGAGCCGGGCGACGCCCGCGUGGGCGACGCGGUGUCGUCGCUGUCGGCGCUGCUGCGGCACAGCGACGCGCGCGUGGCGGACGCGGCGCUGCGCUGCUUCGCCUCGCUGGCGGACCGCUUCGCGCGUGCGCACGCCGACCCCGCGCCGCUCGCCGAACACGGACUUAUCGAGGAGCUGGUGCGGCGACUGGGCAGCACUGACAGCGGCGAAGACAAGUGCAUGGCGCCCUCUGUCUCCACCACCGUCAGCCUGCUCUCCACGCUCUGUCGUGGUUCUGCGCAAAUUACACAUGACUUGGUGCGGCUCGAGUUGUGUUCAGCGAUCGAGGCGGCGGUGCAGGCAGACGAGAGGUGGUGUUUGGAAUGCAUGCGGCUGGUCGACCUCCUGCUCGUGUUGCUGUGUGAGGGCCGACAUGCUAUACAAACCCGUGGUGUGGGGUCGGCGUCCGGGUCGAGCACUAGCGGCGCGAGCGGCGAGGGAUCCAGCGGCGGCACCGUCAGCACCGGCCCUCGAGGAGACAAGUCACACAGGCAACUGAUUGACUGCAUCCGCGGUAAAGACACGGACGCGCUAUUGGCCGCUGUCUCGAGCGGCGCGGUCGACGUCAACUUCACAGAUGAUGUCGGACAGACGCUGCUCAACUGGGCCGCUGCCUUCGGUACCAGGGAAAUGGUUGAGUUUUUGUGUGAAAAAGGUGCGGACGUAAACAAAGGGCAGCGCAGCUCGUCGCUCCACUACGCCGCCUGCUUCGGAAGACCAGCGAUUGCUAAGGUGUUGCUUCGUUACGGGGCCAACGCCGACCUGCGGGACGAGGAUGGCAAGACGCCUCUUGAUAAAGCUAGAGAACGACACGAUCAGGGUCACCGCGAGGUAGCAUCGAUACUGCAGUGUCCCGGCGAAUGGCUGGUGGUGGGCAACCACGACUCCCCGACCACUUCCAACGACGACGACUUCCCGGAGACGGGCGACAAGGAGAUGGCUGCUAUUUAUCUAGAGCGGCUGGUGCCGGUGUUCUGCGCGCGCUACCUGGGCGCGGGCGGCGCGGGCGUGCGGCGCGCGUGCCUGUCGCUGGUGCGCAAGAUGGUGCACUACGCGCCCGCGCCGCUGCUGCGGCACGUGUCCGCCGCGCACGCCGCCGCGCUGCUCACGCAGCUCGUCGCCGCUGUCAUCGACAACGUCGAUGACGACGAUGGUCACCUGAUCGUGCUGGGCAUCGCUGAGGAGCUGAUGGUGAAGGCGUCGGACAUCUACUUGGAGCAGUUCGCUCGUUUGGGCGUGUUCAGCAAAGUGGAGGCGCUGGCCGCAGCGCCUGCGUCACACCUCGUCUCUGAUUCUGAGAACGCUUCUGCUACAGCUAUGCUUCCGACAGCAGGGAGUGGCGAGGACGCGAUGUGCCUGUCUAGCGGCGUGGCGUACUCGUGGGGCGAGUGGUCGGUGUGCCGCGGCCGCGACGCGCUGUACGUGUGGAGCGACGCGGCGGCGCUGGAACUCAGCACCGGCAGCAACGGCUGGUUCCGCUUUCUGCUGGACGGCAAGCUCGCCACCAUGUACUCCAGCGGCAGCCCCGAGCACCAGACUGAUAACACUGAAAAUCGUGGCGAGUUUAUAGAUAAGCUUCAAAGAGCUAGAGCGUCAGUAAAGAACACAGUGCCUCUGCCGAUACUCUCGAAGCCUGGGCCCGCGAAACUCAUACUUGGCAACUGGGCUUUGUCGUGUAUAAAGGAAAAGGAACUUCUUAUCCACAACACAGAUGGGCAGCAGCAAACGACGAUUCUUAGGGAGGAUUUACCUGGUUUCAUCUUCGAAUCUAAUAGGGGUACUAAGCAUUCUUUCACUGCUGAAACAUUUUUAGGUCCGGAGCUAGCAAGUGGGUGGGCGGGUCGACGACCUCAGCAAGCCAACAAUGCUACAACUAGUCAGAGUCGCUCUCGUCUGUCAGCCAAAACUGAGGCCCUCAAGGCACAGGUGGGAGAGCGGGCCCGCGCGCUGUACUCGCGGCACCUGGCCAGCGCAGCCACGCGGCAGCCGCGGCCGCCCGUGGCGCGCCUGCGGGCCCUGCUGGCGAGGAUGCAGCGCCUCGCUACACAACCUACUGGUGAUUGGCAACAAGAGCUGAAUGAAGCGUUGGAAUCACUGGGUGAACUACUAUGUGGUGAAGAGCUUCUCUCUGCGUAUGAGCUGCAGUCUUCCGGCCUGGCCCCCGCACUGUUACAGGUGCUGUCACCCCAGGCUAAUGACGCGUGCGGGCAGGCGGCGGAGCGCGAGCACAUCGUGCGGUCGUGGGUGCGCGGGCGCGGCGCGGCGGGCGCGGCGCUGGCGGCGCGGCUGGUGGCCGUGCUGGAGUCCGUGGAGCGCUUGGCCGUGCACGCGCCCGCCAGUGACGCGCCGCCGCCGCAGGCCGGCGCGCUGCACCACCUCACCAAGAGGAUCCGGUUGCGUGUAGAGCGUGCAAACGAGGAUUCUGAAGAAGUAGCGAACAAUAACAACAACAACGGUAGGAACCUCAAGGUAGAAGCUCUGGUGACUGUGCGGCAACUUGAGCGGUUCCUCGCGAAGUCUGUCGCGCGCCAGUGGUACGACAUGGAGCGCGCUACCUUCAGUUUUGUGCAAAAGAUUAAGGCUGAGGCACCCAUCACAUUCACUUACGAUCAUGAUUUUGACGAGAAUGGCGUUCUAUACUUCAUCGGCACAAAUGGAGGUACUUGUGAGUGGGUGAACCCGGGUGCUCACGGUCUAGUCAGCGUGUGGUCUUCAGACGGCCGCCAGUUACCAUACGGCAGGGCAGAGGACGCCCUCUCCAGAUCUCCGGAACCUUUGAAUGUUCACACGAAUGAUGACAGAAGAGCUUUCAUUGCGCUCGAUCUUGGACUGCAUAUCGUGCCUUCCGCGUAUACAUUGCGACAUGCUCGCGGCUAUGGACGAUCUGCACUCCGAAAUUGGUUGUUCCAAAUGUCAAUGGACGGCGUGACAUGGAGCACACUCCUCGCACACAACGACGAGCAAGCCCUACAGGAGCCUGGCAGCACGGCCACGUGGCGCGUGCGAGCUGACGCCUCCUACCGGUACCUACGCAUACAGCAGAACGGCAAGAACGCCAGCGGCCAGAACCACUACCUGUCACUGUCCGGACUCGAGGUCUAUGGAAAGGUGGUGAGCGUAGUGGACAUCCCCCCGCGCCAGUGCGGCGGCGGCGGCGCGCAGGGCGCGGCCCGCGGCGGCACGCGGCGCCUGUCCCGCGGCACGCGCGGCCUGUGCGCCGGCGCGCGCGUGCUGCGCGGGCCCGACUGGAAGUGGCGCGACCAGGACGGGCCGCACCCCGCCAUGGGCACCGUCACCUCCGACCUGCACAACGGAUGGGUCGAUGUCAGGUGGGACCACGGAGGACGAAACUCAUACCGUAUGGGUGCAGAAGGCAAGUUCGACUUGAAGGUGGUGAGUGGGGGCGCCGGCGCGACCACGUCAAAUGCGACAGGAGCCGCCGUUAGCGAGGGCGCGCGGAGCGGCCGCAAGAGCCACUCCACGCCUAGCUUGCCCGAUGCUACGGCUGUUGACCAUCAGAUGUCAGUGGCGUCGACGGAGCAGGCGUCGUCUGCGGAUAACAUCUCCGGCGAGGAGCUGGCAAGCAACAUGACGCGGCCGCGCAUGCACGCCACCGACCUCUCCGCCAUCAACAACUCCACGCACCACAUCAACACUGAUCUCGCUACGAUCGUAGAGUCCCUCACUCUGGGCGCUGAGGGCAACAACUGCAUGGCUGAUCUCGGGAACACAUCCUUCACCAACAUGGACAUGGGACCUACUAGUAUUACAGAUAUCACCAAACCAUACCCUGCCAAAGAACCCGUACCAGAAGGCAACAGCCAAGAAUGUGACGACAAUGAGGGCGGCGAGGGCCAGUACGGCGACCACAAGAAGGAGCAGUCUGGCGGCUCUGGAAACAUGAGUGCUAGCGAGCCGGAUUUGACACAACAGGGUGCUGCACGUCUGCUAGAGUCGUUGGGAGUGGGUCGCGGUGCGAGCGCGGGCCGCGGGAACAACCCGCAGAGGACCAACCGCACCAAUCACUCUAGCAGCCUUUUCCCUAGCCUGGUGCGUCUGGCUUUAUCAAGCAACUUCCCCGGCGGCUUGCUGUCGGCUGCACAGAGCUACCCCUCUUUAGCUCCCAACGCGCAGAAUGCUCUCACUCUCUCACUCACCUCCACUUCUAGCGAGAGUGAACAGGUAUCCCUGGAAGACUUCCUGGAGUCAUGCCGCGCGCCAGCGCUGCUGACGGAGUUGGAAGAUGACGACGACGCGGACGACGCGCUCGACAGCGACAAGGAGAACGAGCCUACCUAUCAGGAAGUGGCGUCGUUCUACCAGGUGUCGCGGAACCUGCUGUCGCUGAUGGAGGAGGAGGCGCUGGAGGCUGUGCGCGGGGGCGCGGGCGGGGCCUCGCGGCAACGGCGGCCCUGGGACGACGACUUCGUGCUCAAGCGGCAGUUCUCCGCGCUCAUACCAGCCUUCGAUCCCCGCCCCGGACGCACCAACCUCAAUCAGACUGUUGAUCUCGAUAUACCGCUGGAGGAGGCGUCGGACGAAGAGGAAGCAUCUGAACCGACGGCGAGCGGCACUGCUGAAGAGACCGCGAGUGGAGCUGGUGCUACUGGCGGUGCUAAUAGCACGAGCGGCCGCCUGCCCGCGCUGCGACUCGUGCUGAGCGCGGCCGGAGCCUCGCUGCCACUGGAGAGAUCCUCGUGGACCUUGUACCGAGCUGUGUUGGCGCUCAACGCACGCCUGCCCGCACACGAUACACAUAGGGACACUACUUACACGUUGACGUAUAAGGAGAUCGAAGGUAUGGAGACAUUCGCUUCUUCAAGUGACAGCGAAGAUGACGAGCCCUGUGAUCCAGAGCGAGGCAUCGCUGGCGCAGAAGGCACGGAGGGGGCAAUGGCGACAUGUUGCGUGCGCGUACUGAAGCGCUUGCGCGCGGCCGCCCCGGAACUAGCCAGCGAAGCUUUUGUCUCCACCAAGCUGACCAACAAGCUGCACCAACAGCUACAGGAGCCCCUAGCGCUCGCAGCCGCCGCUACGCCGCACUGGUGCCACCAGCUCAACGACUGGUGCCCCUUCCUCUUCCCGCUGGAGACGAGACAGAUGUUCUUCGCCUGUACUGCCUUCGGUACCUCCAGAACAAUCGUGUGGCUGCAGGCGCAACGCGACCGCGCGUUGGAUAGGCAAAGGGCUGCCAAUACGGUGUCUCCCCGGCGGGCCGAGAUGGAAGCGACGGAGUUCCGUAUGGGCAGGCUGCGGCACGAACGAGUGCGGAUACCUCGCUCGCCCGACCUGUUGCGGUCUGCUAUGCAGGUGAUGCGAGUACACGCGGGCCGGAAGUCAGUGCUUGAAGUGGAGUUCGCGGGCGAGGAGGGCACUGGGCUGGGCCCUACGCUGGAGUUCUAUGCGCUGGUGGCGGCCGAGCUGCAGCGCGCCGACCUCUACAUGUGGCUGCACGACGUACCGCACCCCGACGACGAGGACGGGCCGCACCACCUCGCGUUGCCUGACGAACGUCCUCCGGGCUACUAUGUGACGCGCGCCGGAGGCCUGUUCCCGGCGUCUCUGCCGCAAGAUUCCCCCAUCUGUGAUAAAGUUUGCAAAUAUUUCUGGUUCCUAGGAGUAUUCUUAGCUAAGGUUCUACAAGACGGAAGACUCGUGGACCUGCCUCUAUCAGAGCCGUUCUUACUUCUAAUGUGCGGUGAAGAGUUGACCACUGAACACCUCAAAGAGGUCGACCCUAUUAGGCACAGGUUCUUAGAGAAAGUGUUGGAAGCAGCGGACGAAUACGAGACGAUCUCACGUAACAGCUCACUAUCAGAAGAGGAGCGCACGCGUCUCAUAGACGAGUUGUGCGUAGAGGGCGCCACCUUCGAUCAACUGGCGCUCACAAUGACGCACGUGGCCUCCCAGGCCGACCCCGCCGCCGCUGUACAACCGCUUUGUGAUAGCGGCGAGCAUAUCGAGGUGGGUGCCCACAACGCGCGCGCGUACGCCGAGGCGAGCGCGCGCUGGAUCGUGCGCGAGGGCAUCCGGCGGCAGGUGGCGGCGUUCCGGCGCGGGUUCGCGGGCGUGUUCCCGCCGCGCCGCCUGCGCGCCUUCUCGCCCGCCGAGCUGCGCCUGCUGCUGUGCGGCGAGCGCGGGCCCGCCUGGACGAGGGAACACCUGCUGCAGUACACCGAGCCCAAGCUCGGGUACACCAAGGACAGCCCUGGCUUCCUGCGCUUGGUGGACGUUCUGGUGGAGAUGUCGUGGCGCGAGCGUAAGGCGUUCCUGCAGUUCGCAACCGGCUGCAGCAGCCUGCCGCCCGGCGGGCUUGCUAACCUGCAUCCGAGGCUCACCGUCGUCAGGAAGGUGGACGCUGGUGACGGGUCGUAUCCGUCGGUAAACACGUGCGUACACUACUUGAAGCUGCCGGAGUAUUCCUGCAAGGAGGUGCUGCGCGAGCGUCUGCUUGCCGCCACUAAUGAGCGAGGCUUCCAUCUCAACUAGACGAUAGAAUGCACUGUUGUACGUACUCCCCAACAGAGUUACGAGUUAAUUCUUCUACUUCUGAUUAUGAAUACAAUAAGUCCAAUUUCUAAUCGCCGUGGACACAUUCUGUAGGAUUACGAUUGCUUUGACAAUGUGUAAAUGAUGACUUAUACAACCAUCAUAUUAAUACUUCUAUACACAGAAAUACAUCAAACUACAGGAGAAGCUGGGCCGUAUUGAAUUUUGCCCGUACAAAGCUUGUACGCUCCCAGAUCACUUGUGUGAUUUUGUGAUGUUUAUAAUUUGAAAAGACUUGUUUUGAAAAGGUCAAACAGCUUUAUGUGGUCAAAUAGUAUUAUAGUUAAUUACAAAAGGCGUAUUCUCUUUUCACAGUCUUUACGUUUAUGUCAUAAUAGUUGUAUUGGCUAAAUCAAACAUAGAAUUUUCAAUAGAUAUUAAAUAAUGGUACAUAACUCAAGGUUACGGUUUAAAUGACAUAAAUUCUUGUAAAAACGUUUUAGAUGAAAAUUCAAAUAUUUGUUCGAUCACUCAUAGAAGUUGUAUUUGUGCUUUUGGGUUUGUAUAAGAUUUUAGUUUUGGUCGUCUGUGGUUUUAGACUAAAUUAAAAGUAAAUAAUGAGGCUUUUAUUCGCCGAGUGUAUAUUUUGGCCUAGUAUAGAUCUCUGUGAUGUUGAUGGAGUGCAGUCGAUUCGAUGGUAAUUAUCGGUGUAACAGGUUUCGGUAAUAGUUAUUUUUCACUAUUGUAAUGAUGUAUAAUAAUGUUUUUUUCUUAUAAUAUAUUUAUACUCUUUAUAUAAGUAAUUUUUGAAAAUUACUCUGAUUAUUUUCGCAUGUAAUAUAAAGUAAUAUUGGAUAGUUUUUACUAACAUUAAUACUUUUAAUACUACCUCUUCUAUUUCUUUUUGAUAUCUUUGGCAUUAUAACAUAUUCAUCUUUAUUUUUAUAUCCAUUGUAAUUAUCCUAGAGCCGAGUGUACUGCUAGGGUAGGAAUAUAUAAGAUUUUCUUCGUAUGAGCUCUAUUAACGACUAAAAUUUUCCCAUUUUGUAGCUCAAUGUGAUAGAUGUGCGCGCCGAAUGUUCGUUGCUUGCACUUUUCAUAUCACAUUUAUGUCGUUUUAGGAAUGAUAUACAAGUAAUGCGUGCCGCACGAUGAGAUACAUGUCUAUCCUGUGUGUGGUAUGGCAUCGUAUUUGUGGUUUGGCAGCAAUUUUAAGACUUAUUUUUGAAUCUUAUACUUUCAAUGUAUUCGAGUGUUUGGGGUUUGUGCUUCCUCGUGAAAUGUUUGAAAAUAUUAAGAUCGAUGUUACCUGGACGGCGGAGGUUGUAUAAGUGAAGUUGAUUAUAGAAUAUUUAAUCUCAAAUAAACAAUUUAAUACUAACAAAGAAGCGGAAGAUUCACUAGGACUGAAAAUGAAAGGAAAAAUAAUUAACUUCGGGGUGUGAGACACUUUAGUAUUGUAUGAACUACAUUUAGCUAUGUUCCUUUAGUUAAAUAAUUUGUCAACUGAAAGUUGGUAUUGUGAUUUAUUCUAUAAAAAAUAUUGUACGAAUAAAAUAUAUUUAGAUUAAAUUUAAUAGGUAGGUAUUUAGAUUAAAAUUAUUAACAAUAUAUCAUCUUGUAGUACUUCAAUAUUUGUUGAGGAUUGCAUAAAUAAAUAAGCCAAAAUGUACAA
Pectinophora gossypiella (pink bollworm) is the source of this 10018-nucleotide messenger RNA. RefSeq names its product E3 ubiquitin-protein ligase Ufd4 (gene Ufd4). Gene Ontology annotation, molecular function: protein binding; ubiquitin protein ligase activity; metal ion binding. The record is from RefSeq and is a predicted model, not a curated record. Gene Ontology annotation, biological process: anatomical structure development; proteasome-mediated ubiquitin-dependent protein catabolic process; protein K63-linked ubiquitination. Gene Ontology annotation, cellular component: nuclear speck. The transcript is spliced from 45 exons. Bases 1285 to 8343 code for a protein of 2352 amino acids. Lineage: Eukaryota; Metazoa; Arthropoda; Insecta; Lepidoptera; Gelechiidae.